GGAAAAGUAUUUCCUCUUGUUCGCCUUUGGUAGCUAACUUGGUGUUAGCAAGUUAUGUAUCCUUGUGGUAGCUAAAAUAUUGUGGGUGGGUAUGAGAAUAUAGCAGGACGGGAACGAAGGAUUAUUGUCAGAAUAAUGAUGUGGAGCCCAUUUAAGGCAUUACAGAAGAAUAAGACGCUCACAUAUGGCAUUCCAAUGAUUUUGCUGGUCGUUGGUGGUUCCUUCGGGCUUCGAGAAUUCACACAAAUCCGAUACGAUGCGCAGAAGAUUAAAAAGAAGCUGGACCCAGCACUCGAGGCCAGAAUCAACGUCCAGAAACAGCCCGUCAUCCUGGAGGAGGAGUACGAGAAGAUGCAGAGGCUGAACCUGGACGAGUGGAGUAACAUCAGAGGCCCCCGGCCGUGGGAGAACUCUCGGGAGUACCAGGAUCAGCAGCGGGCCCAGCAGGCCACCGGGUCCCCAGGGGCCACAGGGGCCCCGGGCCCCGCGGGAGAGGGGGCGCGGGCAGCGCGGGCGCAGCCAGACGGCCCCUAAAGGCAGGGCGAGGGACCUGGCGGCCGCAGCUCCUCUGUCUCUGUACUGUCAGUCUCCCUUUUGUCCUCUGCCUGGGCUAUUUUUACUCCCCACCUCCGCACCUCCGCACCCCCGCGCCUCCCCACCCGGCUCACGGGAGAUAGGAGAAACACACGCGGAGACGAAAGGGGACGACGUUUGCUGAUGCAGUCCGGCUUACCGCUGAAAAUGCUGUUUGUGAAUGAAAAAAAAAGACCUUUCUUUUUUUUUGUUUUGUUUUUUUUUUUUUUUUUUUUUUUAAUUUAAAGUGCACGUAAGUCAGAAUGUCUCUCUGUUCCGCGAGGAGUUGAGUCGGAAUUUUCCAGCAGCGAGCGCAGGUGGAGGGAGACGUGGGCGGGCCUGUUACCAGGGUGAUUAGGGAGACAGGGCCGCCCCCCUGUUUCUGGAGUGUGCUGCUGCUGCUGCCGCUGCCGCCGCCGCCCGGCUGUACUGCACUGAAGCAGAAAGCGCUUCCCUUGAUGGAACCCCCCUGUACCCCUGCCGAACAUGCCACCCCCUGCACCCCUCAGAGAGAGGGAGAGACAGAGAGGGGGGGGGGGAGAGAGAGACAGAGACAGACAGAGAGAGAGACUGAGAGAGAGAGACACGGAGACACAAAGAUAGAGAGAGAGAGAGAGAGAAAGAAAGGAAGGGAGAGAGAGGGAGAGAGGCCCCAUCUGGCACAGUCUCUCCUGUCGUCUGUAGCACAGGUAAUGGCUGAGUUCAGCGGGCGCGCCCUUAAAAUGCAGUGUUUGUCGUGCGCUUGUAGUACAUGAAUAUGUACUGUAACAUAAAUAAUAUCAUUGUACAAAUAAAAUUAUUUUAUAAGACCA
Anguilla rostrata (American eel) is the source of this 1385-nucleotide messenger RNA. RefSeq names its product cytochrome c oxidase assembly protein COX16 homolog, mitochondrial. NCBI's taxonomy places the organism in Eukaryota, Metazoa, Chordata, Actinopteri, Anguilliformes, Anguillidae. The transcript has 4 exons. Gene Ontology annotation, cellular component: mitochondrial inner membrane. The coding region runs from base 136 to 534 and encodes 132 amino acids. Gene Ontology annotation, biological process: mitochondrial respiratory chain complex IV assembly. The record is from RefSeq and is a predicted model, not a curated record.